CCGUUGCCUGUGGUCUUGGACUCUCACUAGUACCCCUCAUCCCUUCUGUGGGGUUCUCACACUUCGGCCUCAGACGGAGAGUUACAUCAUAGGCUUCCUUGCCUCUGAGGCCUUCAGACUGGGACUGAGCAUACUGUGUCCCAGGAUCUCCAUUCUGCAGACAGCUUGGUGUAGGACUUCUCAGCCACUGUAAUCGCCCUGAUCCAGCCUGAAGAUGGCUCCCCUGGUCACCGUGGUGUCCGGACCCCGCACCCGAAUCUUUGCCUGUUUCCUCAGGCUGGGUUCUCAGCAGGUCAGCCCUCUUCAACUGCACACAAGUUUCAGCCAUGCAGCCAAGACCCAUUAUGAGGUGCUGGUGCUGGGUGGAGGCAGUGGUGGGAUCACCAUGGCCGCCCGCAUGAAGAGAAAAGUGGGUGCAGAGAACGUGGCCAUUGUUGAGCCCAGUGAGAGACAUUUCUACCAGCCAAUUUGGACACUGGUGGGUGCUGGUGCCAAACAGUUGUCCUCGUCGGGUCGUCCUACAGCAAGUGUGAUCCCAUCUGGGGUAGAAUGGAUCAAAGCUAGUGUGGUUGAGCUGAACCCAGACCAGAACUGCGUCCGCACUGACAAUGGCAAGGAGAUCUCCUACAAAUAUCUUAUUAUUGCUCUUGGAAUCCAGCUGGACUAUGAGAAGAUUAAAGGCCUACCUGAAGGUUUUGCUCAUCCCAAAAUAGGGUCCAAUUAUUCGGUUAAGACUGUAGAGAAGACAUGGCAAGCUCUGCAGGACUUUGAGGAGGGCAAUGCCAUCUUUACCUUCCCAAAUACCCCAGUGAAGUGUGCUGGAGCCCCCCAGAAGAUCAUGUAUUUAUCAGAAGCCUAUUUUAGGAAGACGGGAAAGCGAUCCAAGGCCAAUAUAAUUUUCAACACUUCUCUUGGGGCCAUUUUUGGGGUUAAGAAGUAUGCGGAUGCUCUGCAGGAGAUCAUCCAGGAGAGGAACCUCACUGUUAACUACAAGCGAAACCUCAUCGAAGUCCGAGCUGAUAAACAAGAGGCUGUUUUUGAGAAUUUGGACAGACCCGGAGAGACCCAAGUGAUUUCGUACGAGAUGCUUCACGUCACACCACCAAUGAGCCCUCCAGAUGUCCUCAAGACAAGUCCCGUGGCCGAUGCUGCUGGCUGGGUGGACGUGGAUAAAGAAACUCUGCAGCACAAGAGGUACCCGAAUGUUUUUGGUAUUGGGGACUGCACCAACCUCCCUACAUCGAAGACUGCUGCCGCAGUAGCUGCCCAGUCAGGAAUACUUGACAGAACAAUUUCUCUGAUAAUGAAGAAUCAAACCCCAGUGAAGAAGUAUGAUGGCUACACAUCAUGUCCACUGGUGACUGGUUAUAAUCGUGUGAUUCUUGCGGAGUUUGACUACCAAGCUCAACCGCUGGAAACCUUUCCCUUUGAUCAGAGCAAAGAGCGACUUUCCAUGUACCUCAUGAAGGCCGACCUGAUGCCUUUCCUGUACUGGAAUAUGAUGCUAAGGGGUUACUGGGGAGGCCCAGCCUUUCUGCGGAAGUUGUUUCACCUGGGUAUGAGUUAAGGAUGACUCAGCCCUUGUUCACUUCAGAUAGCUUCUGGACCAAAACUGCAGUCACCAAUUGACCAGGAGCAGCGCACGGGACUUGGAAUCCAACCCUGUGAAGAGUUUCUUGCUGGAGAAUGGUGACCAAAUGCCUCCCUUUUCAGUACUUUUGAAUAGCCACCAUGGGCUUGAUUCUUUGGAAACAUGCAAAUGAAAGAACAGACUACUAUUUUCUAAAUAAAAAUUUGUCACUGAUUGAAUUCUAUGAAAA
Tupaia belangeri chinensis (Chinese tree shrew) is the source of this 1820-nucleotide messenger RNA. RefSeq names its product sulfide quinone oxidoreductase (gene SQOR). The transcript is spliced from 10 exons. Gene Ontology annotation, molecular function: sulfide:quinone oxidoreductase activity; FAD binding. NCBI's taxonomy places the organism in Eukaryota, Metazoa, Chordata, Mammalia, Scandentia, Tupaiidae. The coding region runs from base 215 to 1567 and encodes 450 amino acids. Gene Ontology annotation, cellular component: mitochondrion. The record is from RefSeq and is a predicted model, not a curated record.